CAGAUACAAUUAUAUAUCUAUCAAUAAUAUAAAUUUCUUUAUUAUGUUUUUAGAGAAUCUCAUAUGAAACAAUUCAGCCAAUAGCAACAUAUUUUUAAAACAACAACAACUAUUUAUUUAUUUAUUUAUUUAUUUAUUUAUUUAUUCAAAUUGACAAUUUUAUUUUUUUUGUUUAUUUUAAAGUUAUUUAUUUAAAUUAUUUAUUUAUUUAUUAUUUAUUCAAUUUCAAAUAAUAUAUACACAUUCUAUUGUUUCGUUUAUUCUUUUAUUGUUUUUUUUUUCAAUUACUUUCAUUUCCUUUUUUCUUUUUCUUCACCACCCCAAUUAUACAUUUAUUUUUUCUUCACCAAUAAUAAAGUCGUAUAAUUCUUUUUUGUUAUUUUGUUUUUAUUCUUUUAAAUAUAAUAAUAGCAAUAAUAGUAGUAAAAAAAUAUUAAUAGUCUAGUAUUUUUCAUUCACUUAUUUUUCAUUAUACCCAAAAUAUAUUUAUAAAUUAUAAAUCAUAUAAAAAUUAACUUGUCUUUUAUAUAUCUUUCACACAUUAAUAAUAAUAAUAUAAUAGUAAUAAUUAUAAAAUAAAUAUAUAACCAAUUCAUAUAAAAUUAUUUAAUAGUAUAUUCUUAGCAAUAAUAUAAUAAGGUUAUAAUACAUAUACUAUAGCUCACUAUAACUAAUAAUAUACAACCAAUAGGCAAUUAAUAGCUUAAUUGUUAAAUUAUAAUUUAUAACACUAAAUUUUUUUUUUUUUUAUAAAAAAAAAUAAUUACGAAUAAAAUAAUAGAGAAUAAUUAAAAAUGACAGAAAUUUCAAAUUCUUCUCAAUUUUUAAAUUCAUCUGGUUUCGAAAUGUGGAAAUCAUCUAGUAAUGGCGCUAUAAAUUGGGAAGGUGGCAACAGUAAUGGUAAUCCAUUAAAAGCAUCAGGAAACAUUUUAAAGAAUAGCACAAAUAGUUUUCAACCAUCAUCAACCCUAGCUUCGACUACAGCAGUUUCAUCAUCAACAACACCACCAACCACUAGCACCACUGCCACUCAACCAUCAACUCCAACAGUAUCAUCUAUAACAUCACAGUUUGGCACAAUGGGAUUUGAUCCACUCAAGGUUCCUUCAUCAAUCAAAAAUUCGCAGUUUAUAAACAUCACAAGUCAAUCUGAAACUAAUUGGUUAUCACAAAGUGAUUCAUUGGUUCAACCACCAAGAAGAGGAUUAGUUAAAGCUUACAGUGAAGAUAAUAUUCAGCCACCAUUAUCAAUUCAACAACAACUUCAAUCACAACAACAACAGCAAGAUUUGGAAAAUGAUAAACAUCAACAAUUCAUUCACCAAUCUCAAGAUGAUAUUGAGGAUGAAAUAACUGGUCAAAACAGAUAUAAAACAGAGUUAUGCAGAUCAUUUGCAGAAACUGGUGUAUGCAGAUAUGGAUUAAAAUGCCAAUUUGCUCAUGGCAAAGAUGAACUUCGUCCAGUUAUGAGACAUCCAAAAUAUAAAACUGAAGCUUGCAAAACUUUCUAUUCAGUUGGAAGUUGUCCUUAUGGUGCCCGUUGCCGUUUCAUACAUACUAGAGAUCCAGAAAUGAUGAAUAGUUUAUCAAGUAGCAGUGGUAAUAUUUCACCAUCAGGCAGUAUUCCUUUAAAUAACAAUGGUAACACCCCAUCCACUCAACAAUUAACUCCAACCUUAUUUGCUAAUGAAAUUCUUGCUAAACAAUUACCUCAAAUGAUUCGACAACACAGUUCUCCACAACUUCAAACUCCAUUAUAUAUUUUACAACAACAUAAAGAAUUACAACAAAAAAAUAAAGAGAAACAAUUAGAAAAAGAAAAGCAACAACAACAACAACAGCAACAACAACAACAACAACAACAGCAAUCACAAGAAAAAGAGCAAGAUAAAGAACAACCCCAAAAAGAAUCAUCUCCAGUCAAACAACCACCAUCUCACCCAACCACUUUACAUUGGUCAAAUUCAUGGAGUAGUGAUGAAGCCUCAUCAACUGCCCCAAAAGAUUCAGCUCCCGCUCCAACUAAUCAAUUAAAAUCUUCACAACCAGUUCUUAAAAAAGAAGAUUCAUCAAAAAGAUUAGCAAUUUUUAAAACUAUUUGUUCCACUAACUCCACAUGGUAAAAUAAUAUAUAAAUAAUUUUAUAAAAAAAAAAAAAAAAAAGGAAAAAAAUUUUUAUUGCAUUAAUAAUCUUUUAAUUUUUUUUUUCUUUUUUUUAAUAAUGUAUAAUAAUUUAAAUUAAUAAUUAAUAGUUAAACUAAAACAACAAUAUUAAUAAUUAUAAUAUUUAUAUUUAUAUAUAUAUAUAUUUUUAUAUAUAUAAUAAAAAAAAAAAAUAAAAAAAAAAAAUUAUAUUUUUUUUUACAAAUUUUAAUAUCAUUUACG
Messenger RNA from Dictyostelium purpureum, 2385 nucleotides. RefSeq lists its product as uncharacterized. The transcript has a single exon. Lineage: Eukaryota; Evosea; Eumycetozoa; Dictyosteliales; Dictyosteliaceae. The coding region runs from base 795 to 2123 and encodes 442 amino acids. Gene Ontology annotation, molecular function: metal ion binding; mRNA binding. The record is from RefSeq and is a predicted model, not a curated record.